AUGGACCUCAACAGAAAGCCUUUCGCGGAGUACCAGCCUGAGCUCUAUGACACCUUUAGCAAGAUCAUGGGCCUUGCCAGAGAGCUGAACACCAGCCUCGACCCGCCCGAGUUCCCCACCAAGCGCCCGGUGCAGAUCAAUUUGCUCAACAACCCGGCCUGUGCCGACCCCAAGGUCACCGUCAAGCGCGAUGACUUCCUCUGGUCCAAGUCGCCCGAGUUCUGCCGGGACGUCGAGGUUCCGGUGGACGAGGUCGGCAAGGAGAUGCAGAAGAGGAACGUGUACAGCACGGUGCCGAUCUACAUCAACUACGAGUGGCGUCAGGUGUGGAACAUGUGCCUCAUCGACACUCCCGCGCUUGUGCCCUCGUCCAAGCACUUCCUGGGCGAGGACGAGGAGGACACCGACACCGACCGCGAAGACGAGGCCGUCGCCGGUUCCUCGAUCGCGGCCGAGGGUGAAGGCGGCGCGGCCAGCGCCGCGUCUGCCGCUGCGGCCCAGGCCCUGCCGCCAUCGCCGGCCAAGGCGCCGCCGUCGAGCGACAGCAGCGUGGCGGGCGGCGACGACAAGGCCGGUGCGGCGGGCGACGAUGGCGCGGACUCUGGCACGGAGGCGGUCAAGGGCCGUGGCCGCAGGAGCAAGACCCCGAGCGAGGACAAGAAGAGCGCCCGCAUGCAACAGACCAUCCUGGAGCUCAUCACGCCCGCCGAGCGGUUCAUCGUGGCCGUGGAGGAGGCGGCGACACCCACCUACGUCAUGCCGCGCGUGGUCCAGGCGAUCGACCCUAAGUACCACCGCACUGAGCACCUCAAGACGAUCUUGACCUCGAAGGACGUGAACAAAUACCUCUACAGCUUCCAGCCCAACUGCCGCACCUUCCUGACCAGCUUCCAGCCCGGGAGCAGCCCCGUCUAUUCCAAGGCCCAGACCUUCAAGGACAAGAUCGCCGACUCCAUCAAGGACGACCUGAAGCAGCUGGAGUCCCUCCAGUACGAUAAAAGGCAUAUGAAUGCUGUGGGCGCCCACGCGCUGAGGCGCUACCUGCUGGAGCAGGGCUGGCGCCACUACCUCGAGGUGAUCCCCGAGAUCCUGAAGAACCUCUCCACCAAGAAGAACUCCAUCAUGGCCAAACUGCAUGACGUGGCGGACCAGCUGCAGAGCAUGGAGGCCGGCAGGCUGCGCACCCUUGCCACGGCCUACGCCAUGUCGUUCCUGCAGAACCUGGAGCGCCUGGUGAAGGGCACCCUCGACGGCAUUCCCACCCAGAACGGCCAGACGCUCGAGGAGGAGAUGGACACUCCCGAGGUGGGCGACUGGCUGGACCUCAGCUUCCGCCCUAUCAUGCUCUACCCCGACGAGUGGAACAUCCCCUACACCCAGAACAAGCUCUAUGGCAAGCAGCAGUUCGAGCGUCUCUUAUCACAGUUCCGCGCCAUCACCGACCACACCGAAAUGGGACUGGUGACGAUGGAUGACGUGGCGUGCUCGGCCGGGCCGACCAAGAUCUCGACGGUCUCGAACUUUGCCUGGGUGGCGAGCGAUCUGGCCAAGCGCAAGGUGGAGAAGACUCUGAAGCCGCUCAUCCAGCAGCUCAAGAACAGGGCCGUCUACAUCCUCAAGAGGCUCGUCGACAUCGUCGACAAGAUGGUGGCCGUGCAGAAGAUGAAGAAGAGUGCCCACCACGGCCCCGCAAGCAAGCUGGCAACCUCCACCUUUACGCUACGACCCAAUGCGGCCAGCGUGUCGCGGAACAACCGACACUCGACCGGCCACGCUGACAAGGUGGUCAUGAACGAGAACUCGGGCGACUUCCCCUACUUCAUCCACAGCGUGAAGGUGCUCUUCAUGAACUUUGUGGACGAGGUGGCCCAGGACUGCUUCGAGAAGUGCCAGGACGAGUUCUUCUGCACCCAGAUCAUCUACUGGGACAUGGUCCAACAUGUAACCAACAGCUUCAGCGAGCACACGUUCCCGGAAAAGAGCAACUCGCUCAACCUCUACCAACAGAAGGAGGAGGUGACCGCCCUAGCCCGCAUCCUCUACAAGGAAAUCAAGGACCGCGUCUCCACCAACGUGCUCCUCAAGUUUCACAACUUCUUCUUCGUCCCCAUGCAAAGCGACCUGUGGGGCGCUGUGCAGGGCAAGGUCACUUCGCUGUCGGAUGCGCAGCUGGCCGAGCUGUUCCAGGUGGAGCCCAACAAGGUGGCCCUCAAGGAGCAGGAGACCAAACUGCAGGCCCAGAUGAAGGCCCUCUCCGCCCUCGAGAUCUCCUUCAUGGAACAAUCCUCCCGCUUCUCCCGCCCGCAGUGA
This is a messenger RNA of Acanthamoeba castellanii str. Neff, 2310 nucleotides long. RefSeq names its product dynamin family protein. The record is from RefSeq and is a predicted model, not a curated record. Lineage: Eukaryota; Discosea; Longamoebia; Acanthamoebidae. The transcript is spliced from 13 exons. The coding region runs from base 1 to 2310 and encodes 769 amino acids.